Messenger RNA from Corylus avellana, 648 nucleotides. Lineage: Eukaryota; Viridiplantae; Streptophyta; Magnoliopsida; Fagales; Betulaceae. The record is from RefSeq and is a predicted model, not a curated record.
AUGGCUAUGGAGACAUGUUUUCACAUUCUUUGGCAGUGUCCUUCUGCUAAGGAUGUGUGGAGCAUGGGUAGUAUUAAAAUCCAAAAAGGUAGCUUCUCCGGCCCAGAGUUCAUGCAGGCGGUGGAGGGAAUUUUUAGUGCAUGUACGAAAGAGGACAUCGUCCAGUUUGUGGGACUCGUACGACGAAUCUGGUUGAGGCGGAAUGACGUACUACAUGGGGGAGUGUUUUCCCAUCCUCGUGAACUUGUGCAAAGAAAUUUACAUGCCAUUGAGGAAUACAAGCAGGCACAGGAUGAUGGGGAGGUGGAUAGAGAAGAUGCAGCUACUCUGAUUCCAAUACGAUGGGAAGUCCCAGAUCAUGCUGACGCAAAGGCGGCUUCAAUGGCGGUACAACGAUGUGUGGAGAUGGGCUUCCUGAAGGUUCACUUGGAGGGAGACGCGAAGGGUGUAGUUGAUACUGUAAAGUACACCAAGAAGAGUAAUUGUAGGGAUGGGCAUGUGAUGGAAGACAUAAAGGAAACGGUACGGAUUUUCUUCCAGUGGAGGCUGGAGUUUGUGAGAAGGAAAGGGAACUGUGCUGCUCAUAUCUUAGCAAAACUUGUUGUAGCAAAUUUACAGGAUAGAACGUGGACAGAGGAUUUUCCUUAA